Molecule: messenger RNA, 2211 nt
Organism: Glycine soja
Lineage: Eukaryota; Viridiplantae; Streptophyta; Magnoliopsida; Fabales; Fabaceae
Product: butyrate--CoA ligase AAE11, peroxisomal-like
Exons: 2
Coding region: 155-2002 (615 amino acids)
Source: RefSeq, a predicted model, not a curated record
ACCGCAUCAACCUUCACUCUCAUUCUCAAACUCAACAACCCUGGUCUCAAUUUUCUCCCCCUCUCUCUCUUUCUCUCUUGUGGUAACAUACACACACACACACACAUAUCUAGCUAUUUUGGUCCCAUUUUCACUAUAACUCUACUAAAUUAACAUGGACAACCUUCAAAAAUGCCAAGCAAACUACACAGCACUCACACCUUUAACGUUUUUGAUGAGGGCUGCUGCAUGCUAUGCAAACAGAACCUCAGUGAUCCAUGAAGGAACCCGUUUCACUUGGGCACAGACUUAUGAGCGUUGUCGCCGCCUCGCCUUCUCCCUCCGUGCCCUUAACAUUGCUAGGAAUGAUGUUGUAUCAGUGCUGGCCCCUAACAUCCCAGCAAUGUAUGAGAUGCAUUUCGCAGUGCCUAUGGCAGGUGCUGUGCUGAACACCAUCAACACCCGUCUUGAUGCCAAGAACAUUGCCACCAUUCUGCGCCACUCCGAAGCCAAAGUCUUCUUUGUGGACUACGAGUACGUGUCCAAGGCCAAAGAAGCCCUCAGAUUGCUCAUGGACAACAACAACAACAACAACCUCAAAAAGGGUGUUCCAAAACCAACAAAUCAACCACACUCAACGACAUUUUCUCUUCCACUAGUCAUUGUCAUAGAUGACAUAAACACCCCCACUAGAAUCCGUCUUGGUGAGCUAGAAUACGAGCAAAUGGUUCAUCAUGGUAACCCAAAUUACUUCCCUGAAGGAAUCCAAGACGAGUGGACCCCAAUUGCGCUGAAUUACACAUCAGGAACAACCUCGGAGCCAAAGGGUGUUGUUUAUAGCCACAGAGGAGCAUAUCUUAGCACCCUAAGCCUAAUCUUGGGGUGGGAAAUGGGUAGUGAACCUGUUUAUCUCUGGACACUACCUAUGUUCCAUUGCAAUGGGUGGACCUUCACGUGGGGCGUGGCUGCACGUGGUGGAACAAACGUGUGCCUUCGCACCACAGCUGCACGUGACAUAUACAGGAACAUAGUAGUCCACAAUGUGACACACAUGUGCUGUGCCCCCAUUGUGUUCAACAUAAUCUUGGAGGCAAAACAAAGUGAAAGGAUUGACAUAAAGGUAAUAAAUGGGAAGAGAAAAUCACCGGUUGAGAUUCUCACUGGGGGAGCACCACCACCAGCAUCAUUGCUAGAGCAAAUUGAGUCACUUGGGUUUCAUGUCACACAUGCAUAUGGGCUAACUGAGGCAACAGGCCCAGCACUUGUGUGUGAGUGGAAGAAGGAGUGGAACAUGUUGCCAAAGAAGGAGCAGGCCCAACUUAAGGCCCGUCAAGGGGUGAGUGUGUUGACUAUGGCUGAUGUUGAUGUGAAGAACCUUGAGACAAUGGAGAGUGUGGCUAGGGAUGGGAGGACAAUGGGGGAGAUUGUGCUGAAGGGAAGUGGGAUCAUGAUGGGGUAUUUCAAAGAUCAUAAGGCAUCUUCAAAGGCUUUUGGGAAGAAUGGCGAUUGGUUCAAAACUGGGGAUGUUGGUGUGAUACACCCUGAUGGGUAUUUGGAGAUUAAGGAUAGGUCUAAAGAUGUGAUCAUUUCAGGAGGGGAGAAUAUUAGUAGUGUGGAAGUUGAGUCACUUUUGUAUAAGCACCCUAGGGUGUUGGAGGCUGCUGUGGUGGCAAUGCCACACCCUAGGUGGGGUGAAACUCCUUGUGCUUUUGUGUCCUUGAGGAAGAACAACAACAACUCAUCAUCAUCAAAAAUUGAUGAUGUCACUGAGGCUGAGAUAAUUGCCUAUUGCAGGAAGAAUUUGCCACACUUUAUGGUGCCUAAGGUGGUGAAGUUCAUGGAGGAGCUGCCAAAGACUUCAACUGGGAAGAUUCAGAAGUUUGAGUUGAGGGUCAUGGCUAAGGUUUUCGUGCAGACCAAGAAUAAUACUACUACUGUCAACAAGAAGUCUUGCCAAGUGAGUCAAAAUAGUAUUGUUGGGGGGUACAAUAAUGAGCAAGUUUUGGCUGCGUCUCGUCUUUGAAUUAAUUAAGUGUUCAGAUCUAUUUAUCAAUGAUCUUUGAGUCUUUGUUUAUUUGGAUAAAUGUGUGUACAUAUACUAGUUCUAAGUAUCAACUACGAGUAUUCCGAGGCAUUAAUUUAGUUUCAAGUUUGAACUACUUAAGCUUGUUUUGGGGCAGAGUGCCAGACGUAUAUAAAUACUGCAUUAAUGGUCUAGUAGCUUUUUUUUCA